UAUAAGUAUCUGCGCGCCGAACCCGAAGACCAUCACUUCCUUCUAACUGAACCGCCACUGAAUACGCCAGAAAAUCGCGAAUAUACGGCUGAGAUUAUGUUUGAAACAUUUAAUGUUCCUGGUCUCUACAUAGCUGUGCAGGCUGUGCUUGCCUUGGCCGCCAGUUGGGCUGCCAGACCGGUGGAAGGCCGCACACUAACAGGCAUUGUUGUAGAUAGCGGCGAUGGUGUAACACACGUUAUACCCGUGGUCGAAGGCUACGUAAUUGGAUCUUGCAUCAAACAUAUACCCAUUGCCGGCCGCAAUAUAACCUCAUUCAUACAAAGUUUAUUGCGCGAACGUGAAGUUGGCAUACCGCCAGAGCAAAGUUUAGAAACUGCCAAAGCAAUCAAAGAGAAGCACUGCUAUAUUUGUCCAGACAUCGCCAAAGAAUUUGCCAAAUAUGACACGGAGCCGGGCAAAUGGAUACGCAACUAUACAGGUACUAAUGCGGUGACCAAGCAACCAUUCAGUGUUGAUGUAGGCUACGAACGCUUCUUAGGACCUGAGAUUUUCUUCCAUCCUGAAUUUUCAAACCCCGAUUUCACCAUUCCACUAUCGGAAAUCGUAGACAACGUAAUACAGAAUUGUCCGAUUGAUGUACGACGACCUCUUUACAAUAAUAUAGUUUUGAGUGGCGGUUCGACUAUGUUUAAAGAUUUCGGACGUCGUUUGCAACGUGACAUCAAACGAUCAGUUGAUACGCGUCUACGGAUCAGCGAAAACUUAUCAGAAGGCCGCAUUAAGCCAAAACCAAUUGAUCUACAAGCCAUUACACAUCAUAUGCAGCGAUAUGCCGUGUGGUUUGGAGGCAGCAUGUUGGCAUCCACGCCUGAGUUUUAUCAAGUGUGCCACACAAAGGCCGCCUAUGAGGAAUAUGGACCGGGAAUUUGUCGCCACAAUCCUGUUUUUGGCACCAUGACUUAAUCAUAUACCACCACACUGUGCACACAGAAUUGUUUUUCACCUCUACCUAUCACUCAAUUUCAAUUCCUUUUAAAUUUUGUUGUAUGCAAUAGUAGAAAUAGUUCAAGUCAUGUGCGGAAACAGAUAUCAAACAAAAACAAAUACAAGAUGGCGUAACGCACACAUAACUUUUGUUGAAAGACGCUUGUUUUCUUAAUAUGUAUAACAAAAUUUACCUAUGUUAAGCUGCUAAGUUAUAAUGUCAGUCGUUUUAUGUUAUAUUUAAAGUCAAUAACUAAUGAUAAAUUUGCAUUUUUGUUUUGGUAUUAGAAUUAAAGAGUCUUAUGCUUAUUAUAGCGGC
Rhagoletis zephyria (snowberry fruit fly) is the source of this 1306-nucleotide messenger RNA. RefSeq names its product actin-related protein 3-like. Lineage: Eukaryota; Metazoa; Arthropoda; Insecta; Diptera; Tephritidae. The record is from RefSeq and is a predicted model, not a curated record.